UCCCUCAGUGUGCAGCCGGCGUGCUUGCUUCACAGCGCCGAGGUUACACAGGCUCGCUCAAAGGAAGUGUGACCACUGUGACCUGAGCAUCGCUCGGCUGAUGCUAUCUGCUGCAGAAAGAAGCGCACUGAUUACGUGUCUGCUGUGCCCACACGGGGUCUGAGUCACCCCCUACUCCACCAGGCUGCUGUAUCCAGGAGACUCACUGGUAGGGAGGUCGUGCACUUGCCCGAGAGAGAUGGCCCCUUCGGAGACAGAGAGAUUGCCUGGCCCUAGGAAGGCCACAGUGGUUGUGGCCAGUGGGCAGAUUCCGAUUCAAACCGUUCCCGUCCUUCACCUGUGAUGAAAAGCAACACAUCUGGCUUUACGUUCAGUCUGCACUUUUGAUUCGAAAAAUACUGUUUGAUACCAUCUUUCUCAGACUUUAGAAGACUUUUAACGUAAUGGGAACCUUAGAGAUGCGAGAAAAUGGAAGAUUAAUCACAUGGAGUCAGGAUACUUGGAAUAUAGAUGGUGGUGUGUGACAGAUACCUUUGGCCAGCACCUCAUCCAAACCCUACUGCUCUGGGAAAACCCUAAAUCAGUUGGAAAACGCCCCGUGACGACUGCUCUUUAUACAUCCAAAACAAAAACGAGAGGAAUUCUAGACCAUAUCGCGUGCUCAUUGUGCACAGAGCAGCACUGACCUGCUCCAGGAAAGUUACAUUAGGUGCUAAAGAUUUUUUUUUCCCCCUCUUUAUAAAGUUGAUAAAAUAGUCUCUCUUUGGCUCUGUUAGCAGUCCAAAAUUUGCUUUCGGAGAAAGAAGUAAAAACAAAGAACAAUGAGGACUCCUGUCCUGCAAGCCUGCCCUUGGGCUCUAUGUUAAUUAAGUAGUUCUAAGGAGAACAGCCUAUUACGUGAGAAACUUGCAUCUGUGAGAGAUAGCCAGACCUUGAUGUAAACUUCAUCUCCGAAUCUUGCCUGAUGAAAAUUUAGAAAGUGUUGCAAACAGUCCAGUGUUGAUAGUUCACUCUCCUUAAACUUGGCCUGGGCGUCAUCUGUUUUUGGAAAGCGGGCUGGCCUAGGACCCUGCUGCUUUUAGGGCUUGGAGAAAAUAAACAAAGCGUGGUUACAAGUGUGAGCCUUAUGAUGGUACAAUUCUGAGUUACAUACAACAGCAGUGGACCAAUCAACUUUCUAAAUACCACUGGGAGAAGAGAUGGCUGGUUUUUAGCAAAGGUUUAAGAAAAAGCAAAGCUUCCAACCUACUACUCUGCUAACAGUUUUAACAGAUGGAGUGGAAAGCCACCGUGUCACCCAAUUUGGAUCCUGGCUUCCCUCAAAAGACUCUUAUGGCUAAUGUUUGAUAAUCUUCUGGAGUAGCCAACUACAUGUAGAUGUAUAGAUAAAAGACUGUUGGUUUUCACCCGAUUUUUUUUCAGCCACAUUUACGUAUAUGGAUUUUCCUCACCAAAGAUGAUGACUUUACAUAUAUCCUGGGACCAUUUGGAUAGUGUGGUAGUUGGGAUGCAGUGAUGUCGAAUCUCUGUCCACCACCAUCUCCAGCUGUUGCCAAGACAGAGAUUGCUCUAAGUGGUGAAUCACCUUUAUUAGCAGCUACCUUUGCUUACUGGGACAAUAUUCUUGGUCCAAGAGUAAGACACAUUUGGGCUCCAAAGACAGAACAGCUACUUCUCAGCGAUGGAGAAAUAACUUUUCUUGCCAACCACACCUUAAAUGGAGAAAUCCUCCGAAAUGCAGAGAGUGGGGCUAUUGAUGUGAAGUUUUUUGUCUUGUCUGAAAAAGGAGUGAUUAUUGUUUCAUUAAUCUUUGAUGGAAACUGGAAUGGAGAUAGGAGCACGUAUGGUUUAUCAAUUAUACUUCCACAGACAGAACUUAGCUUCUACCUUCCACUUCACAGAGUGUGUGUUGAUAGAUUAACACAUAUUAUCAGGAAAGGAAGGAUAUGGAUGCACAAGGAAAGGCAAGAAAAUGUGCAGAAAAUAGUCUUAGAAGGCACAGAAAGAAUGGAAGAUCAGGGUCAGAGUAUUAUUCCAAUGCUUACUGGUGAAGUAAUUCCUGUAAUGGAACUGCUUUCAUCUAUGAAAUCACACAGCGUUCCUGAAGAAAUAGAUAUAGCAGAUACAGUUCUCAAUGAUGAUGAUAUUGGUGACAGCUGUCAUGAAGGCUUUCUUCUCAAUGCCAUCAGCUCACACUUGCAAACUUGUGGCUGUUCUGUCGUAGUAGGCAGCAGUGCAGAGAAAGUAAAUAAGAUAGUGAGAACAUUAUGCCUUUUUCUGACUCCAGCAGAGAGAAAAUGUUCCAGAUUAUGUGAAGCCGAAUCAUCAUUUAAAUAUGAGUCAGGGCUCUUUGUACAAGGCCUACUAAAGGAUUCAACUGGAAGCUUUGUGCUCCCCUUCCGGCAAGUCAUGUAUGCUCCCUACCCCACCACACACAUAGAUGUGGACGUCAAUACUGUCAAGCAGAUGCCACCAUGUCACGAACAUAUUUAUAAUCAGCGUAGAUACAUGAGAUCCGAGCUCACAGCAUUCUGGAGAGCCACUUCAGAAGAAGACAUGGCUCAGGAUACUAUCAUCUGCACAGACGAAAGCUUCACUCCAGAUUUGAAUAUUUUUCAAGAUGUCUUACACAGAGACACUCUAGUAAAAGCCUUCCUGGAUCAGGUCUUUCAUUUGAAACCUGGUUUAUCUCUCAGGAGUACUUUCCUUGCACAGUUUCUACUCGUCCUUCACAGAAAAGCCUUGACCCUGAUAAAAUAUAUAGAAGAUGAUACGCAAAAAGGGAAAAAGCCCUUUAAAUCUCUACGGAACCUGAAGAUAGACCUUGAUUUAACAGCAGAGGGCGACCUUAACAUAAUAAUGGCUCUAGCUGAGAAAAUUAAACCAGGCCUACACUCCUUUAUCUUCGGAAGACCUCUCUAUACUAGUGUACAGGAACGAGAUGUUCUAAUGACUUUUUAAAUGUGUAACUUGUCAUUAAUAUUUCAUCACAAUCAUGAUUGCUGCCAAAGUAGCUUGGCAGUGUGGGAAACAUCAUUCCUGCAGGUCGUGUCCUAGUCUACUUGGCAAUGCAGUUAAAAUUAGUUACACUACAGUUGUCACCAGUCUGUAGGAGGACGUCAGGCUCAUCGUUACAAUGGGUGCAUCUUUUCCUAGAUAUGCUGUCUUGGGAUACAAACUUAGGUUUACAAUUAUAGUAAAUGUUACUGCUAUCUUUUAAAAAUAUAAUAAUGGAAUAUAAACUUGACCACAACUACUGUUUCUUGAAACUUAGAAUUCAUGGUUUACAUGUAUCAAAGUGAAAUCUGAGUUAGUUUUCACUGGUAUAAUACUAACUGACUUUUCAUCUCUUGAUAUUCCUUGGUAUGUAAGAUUACUGAAAUACUAUAUAAUCACCUGAAAAUUAGAGCAUUUGAAUCAUUUCAGUUCCACAAAAGGAAGUUGGCUUGAACAUAGGUUAAAUUUUAGAAAGAAUAUAUUGAUCAAGCAGAUGUAUAAUUCAAAUUAAUUAUUAGAUCCUACUUUAUAGAUUUGAUAGUCCGUAGAGUUUAAUCUGUGUAAAAACAUCACGCAGCAUGUGUAGUCCUGAUUAUGGCGAAACCACAGUUGGGUGUGUUUGUGUGUGUUUGUGUGUUGAACUAUGUCAAAGAAAAUAGAGGAAAUUGGGUUUUAUGUUUUAAUGGUUAUUGCCAACUAUUUAAAUUACUUUUUAUUAUUUUUGAGCCAAAUUGAAAUGUAUACCUCCUGUGCCUUUUUUUUUUUUUCUUGAAAAAUAUAAUGACUUGGAAGAAGUUCAGAUUACACUAGUCAGUCAUUUUUAUCUUGUUUUCCUCUUGUAGAGUCUCACCCUGAUUUGGCAAUUGUGACUCCAAGAUUAUGAAAUGCAAUAGAAAAUAUACUAACUAGUAAGAUCUUUUCUCAAGAACAGAGAAUAGUAGCUAGUCCUUUUCCUUCUUAUGUUUCUGCCCAUAAUUUUGAAGUUGUUGGCAGGUCUCUUUCCUGAAUCUUGUGAGGAAAGCAGGAGAAACUUGACUGAUGUGCUAUUUUACUAGGUGCUACUUUGGCAGAACUAAGUGGUCAAUUUCUUUUGUUUCCUUAAUGUGUUUGGACCAUUUUGCUAGCUGUAAGAUGACUGAUAAAUGUAAGUCUGUGCUAGAAUGGUUUUGACAUAAUAGUAUACACAAGCAUAAAAAUAUUCUUAUUUAAAACUGUGGAAGUUACAAAAAAGGGAAAAAUAUUUAUAAGAAAGGGAUAAAAGUGAUAGAGCCACUCUGCUCUUGCUCACCAAAUUAAACCAAAACAAACAUGUUCUUUUCUGAAAGGUCCUAAUUGCCUUUCACAUCACUGAUCAGAAAGGUAUAGAAUCUUCAUAUAGACAUAAAUGAAACCGGAUGACUGGUGCUCCGUGGCUCAGUCAUGAAACAAUUUACAGAUACCACCUUCUUGUACCCCUUACUCAGUGCUUUCUAUGUGAGGUUAUUAAAGAGUGCUGACCGAUUAUUUUCUUUUGCUGGUUUAUUGUACUGUUAAAUAGAAUGCAAGUUGUACAGUGAAAUAAGUUAUUAAAGCAUGUGUAAAUACUAUUGUAUAUUUUUUCUCCUAUAUGGAGAAUUUUGAAUAAAAUAGCCUUAAAAUGUU
Messenger RNA from Nyctereutes procyonoides (raccoon dog), 4638 nucleotides. RefSeq names its product C9orf72-SMCR8 complex subunit (gene C9orf72). The transcript has 12 exons. Gene Ontology annotation, biological process: endocytosis; autophagy. Lineage: Eukaryota; Metazoa; Chordata; Mammalia; Carnivora; Canidae. The coding region runs from base 1516 to 2961 and encodes 481 amino acids. Gene Ontology annotation, molecular function: guanyl-nucleotide exchange factor activity. Gene Ontology annotation, cellular component: endosome; autophagosome. The record is from RefSeq and is a predicted model, not a curated record.